AUGAGUCCAAUUCACACCCAAGACUUCUGGCUCUUUGGCUAUGGGAGCCUGAUAUGGAAACCUCCCCCACACUUCGACCAGCGGAUUCCAGGGUAUAUCAAAGGUUAUGUUCGGCGCUUUUGGCAGGCAAGCGAGGACCAUCGCGGGACUCCUGACGCCCCGGGAAGGGUAGUCACGUUGAUUGAGAGAUCCUUUUGGGAAACGCUCGACGACCCUCAACGCCAUACGGAAGGAGACGUCGUGUGGGGUGUCGCCUAUCAUAUCAUACCCUCGAGAGUGAAAGAAGUCCAAGAGUACCUGGAUAUUCGCGAAAUAAAUGGAUACAGCAUCCAAUACACUCCAUUUCACCCAGCCGACACUUUGCUUGCAGAUCUGCAUUGCCUGGUCUACAUCGGUAUGCCUGACAACCCUCAGUUCUUGGGUGCUUUGAAGCCGGAUGAAGUUGCAGAAACGAUCAACGCCAGUAUCGGUCCAAGUGGAGAGAAUAGAGAAUACCUGCUGCAUCUUGAACAGGCCCUGAAAGAACUGAGUCCAGACAGCCAUGAUGAACAUAUCACAGACCUUGCCCGACGAGUCCGAGCUCUCACCCCACCUCUUAGAAUUCCGCGCCGCCCGUUCGCACCUGACAACACCUUGCGAAAAGUCAACAGUACUGAGGAGCAGGAGGAGAUAGAGAAGGAAGUAUGA
Molecule: messenger RNA, 687 nt
Organism: Cladophialophora immunda
Lineage: Eukaryota; Fungi; Ascomycota; Eurotiomycetes; Chaetothyriales; Herpotrichiellaceae
Exons: 7
Coding region: 1-687 (228 amino acids)
Biological process (GO): glutathione catabolic process
Cellular component (GO): cytoplasm
Molecular function (GO): gamma-glutamylcyclotransferase activity; glutathione specific gamma-glutamylcyclotransferase activity
Source: RefSeq, a predicted model, not a curated record